This is a messenger RNA of Drosophila ficusphila, 2403 nucleotides long. RefSeq lists its product as uncharacterized. The record is from RefSeq and is a predicted model, not a curated record. Bases 2224 to 2403 code for a protein of 59 amino acids. The transcript has a single exon. NCBI's taxonomy places the organism in Eukaryota, Metazoa, Arthropoda, Insecta, Diptera, Drosophilidae.
AUCAGUAUUUUUUGUACCAUCGGCGCGUUAAAACACAUGUUCAGCGACUUUAUGCGGGAGUGUAAACUAAUCUGAAAGAGCAACUACAACGACCACAACAUAUACAGCACCAGCAACAACAACAUCAGCAUCAUCAGCAGAAAAUUUUAACACGUUGACGGUUUUCAAAGUGUUUAUCGCGAGCGGAAAAGCUUAAUUAGCGCGUACUAGCGAGACCACGAAAUCGCAUUUUUUCUUCUUUGGUCUUUGCGUCUUUGAGUGUGCGUGCCAAAAUUUAAAUACGUCAUCGACGCGCGCAGCCUUAAAAGUUACAGAAAAAACCAUACCAUACACAGUCACACACACAGAUACCAGCGAAAGAUUAAAUUCAAUUGCAGGAGCAACAAAAGCUAAACAAAUUGUGAAAAAGUUCGACACACAGCGAACAGCAACAACAACAAGACGACAACUUGAAUUAAUUAAUUUGUUAUUGUGUAGCAUUCUUCUUAGCCUUUUUUGCCAUUCGCUACGAAACGCAGCCACACAAUAGAACGUGCAAAACAGCUGAGAGAGUAACGGAACGUCAAAAGCAACAAGUGCAGCAGCAGCAAUAACAACACAAAGCCCUUCCAAUUGAAAGAGAGGGAAAGAGAGAGCUGGAAAGUGCAUGUGUAUGGGGGUACUCCAAUAAACACAAAUGCAAAGACCAUCAUACUGUUGUUGUUACAAUCAAUUAGAGUGAUAGCAGCGGCAGAGGAAAAAGCAGCGCAGCAGCAGCAUCCGCAUCAAUUUGCUAGCAUCUCAGCAUCUUCGGCUUAAUUCCGAAAAGUGUGACUGUGAGCGUGGUUGCUCCCGUUCCGCCUUCGUAAUCGCAACAACUACACUUGUUGUUAUUGUCGCGCUCGUCCGCGAUCCGCAAUCUUUACUUGUAUUGGUCGUCUUGAUUGGAACGAAUCUUCUUGUAUUUCGGUUUUUUUCGUGUUUUUUUUCUUUUUAUUCCGAAACCCGAGUGUAUCUGUAGUUUCCCGCUAACGGCGAAAAUUCACACAACUCAUUGAUAUUUUAACCUCGUGUCCGCGUUGGCUGCUGCUCGACCAAGGUUCUGCCGCACAAAAUGCUCGUCUCUUUGGGCUUUUCGAAGCCUGGCUUCGUCGGACUAAAAGUGCUCCUCUAGCACGGUAUCACAAGUCCGGCCAUCUAAAGAAAAAAGCAACCCAAAACUAUCAAAAACCAUUUGAAUUGGCAGCCAAAAAGUUAUCACCAAACCAACCAACCAACAACCAACGUUAUCGUUAUCGCAAAACAGAAUCCACAGAUAAAAAACGUACCGUUUUGUUUCGUCGUAAAUACAGUGCUAAAUCGUGUGAAACAAACAACAACCAUAUAAAUUGCUAAAAACUCCCUAAUUCACCUAAUGAAAGACGAGAGCAUUUUUGUGAAUAAUUAGCUGUCAAAAAAAACCUGUUCGCCGCCGCAAAAAUUAGGCCCCCAAUAAAAAAAAAGUGACGAUCCAAGAAACAGGCAUCUCGCCCGCUUGAUAUAUAACACCCCAACACAAACGUAAAUCGCGAUAACACCCAUACUAAACAACAAAAAAAAGAGCGAAAAUCCAGCGAAUCAACUUCACAGUAUCGUCGCAAAGUCAGUGCUAGCCAGAGCUAAAACGUCGAGCAAACCGAGUAGUUGUGUCUAAAACCGUUGGUCCCCCAAUCGUUAAAUCGCAAAAACCCAAAACAACAACAAAAUCGCUAUCAGUGAUCAGUAUCCAGAAACAGUAAAUGCGGAAUAAUGCCAGCCUUCUGACAGUGUCUAAAAUAAAGGAAAGGAAACCCCAAGGUUACAUAAUACCAUUUUCGGAAGCGAAACACCACAAGUGCCCACAGCUUUAACUGCUAAUUGGAAUGUCGCAUAUCUGACAGUGACUAAACAGACACCGAAAAAUCAACCCCCCCAAAAAUAAGUCCAAGCUGAACUCAAAAAGAGAACUUCAAAAGCGUCGUGAGGAAAUCGCCCAGAAAACAGCGUCUACAAAGCCUGUUAUCAGUGACAUAUUUAAAUACAUAUAUACAUUCGAUUCCAGCGUAAACAACUGCUAUAUAAUGUCCGUCGCCAUCUGACAGUGGUCAAAAACAACCAGCGUCGUAAACAUACAAGUUUCACAAUUGUCAGUGAAACCUGUAUACCGCAUAAAGAGCCAACAAAAAUCCUUUGAACUUACAACCGGGUUAACCGUUUCAGCGAUAAAUGGAGAAAUCUGAAAUACGACUGCACCGCAUGUCAAAUGAAUAUCAGUCGCAAUCGAGCUAUAUGUAUCUCCGGACCAAGAUGCUGUUAAAAAUUGAAAACACCCUACUUCGAAGCCAUCGUCAGCGCGAGACCACCGGUAUCAAGAAACUAUACAAUUCGUUUUUCGUAUUGUUUUAA